Messenger RNA from Spirometra erinaceieuropaei, 10759 nucleotides. The record is from the annotation of a GenBank genome assembly. Lineage: Eukaryota; Metazoa; Platyhelminthes; Cestoda; Diphyllobothriidea; Diphyllobothriidae.
AUGGAUGACCUCGACACGCCAGCGAGCCAGAAAGGUGCGUGACGCCGGUUUUGUGGUCGGCUACAUCGUAAUUUCUGUCACAAAACGUCCUUUGCCACAAAGGAUCAUAUUGGUUACUUUUAGCCCAUCGGGUGUAAAGCCUCAAGGGCCGAACUGCUGCCCGAAAACUAGUGCAUGCGAUGUACCUACAAGUUUAUGCUCCGAUCACAGCGGAAAACCUCGGUGACUCGACCACUUGACUAGCUGACUGAAUGACACAGUACCUUUUCUUACACUACAGAUAUGGGAAGAUAAAGUCGGAAGCAGGAGUAUAUGUAAAACAAGGACGGCAACGAUCGGGUGAAGGACCCCAAACACACACACACACGACCAUCCAAAGGGGCCUGUCUGACGGGGACAGAUGGUAAUAGGGGUUUUACGGGCGGGGCCUAUGCAUGCAUAGAGGAAUGGCCAAAUAAGUAUAGAAAAUUGGUGAAUUCGUUUUUCGGGCGGAAAAGUUUUAAUGCAUUGACAUAUAGCAACCGAAGUUAAGCAGGACAAUUAAAAAGUGAACAGUAAGUGUCUACAACGAUCGUUUCUCAACUCUCUGAGCCGAGAUCAUUGUAGAUGAUGCACUAGACAGUCUACAACAAACGACCCAAACUUAUACGAUGAAACAGUAGACUGAAAUAAUCGUGUCGGACUAAAACCCACUUAAAUAAGUGUAAUAGGUAUUCUUUUGUGCCACAGAUGUUUGGGUCCUUCACCCGAUCCUUACCCAGUACUUUUCAACAAAGUGCAUCCAUAAGAAACGGGCACUUCUCCGGGAAUCGGUUGGCUGCCUUGGUUAAUUUUGACUACCAAUGCAAGAAAAAGUUCGAUUAGCAGUCGUGAUCAAUCGAUCAGGGAAACAAGACGCGUCAAAAACGUUUACGUCUUUUGCAAAUGGAAGCUUUGGACGCCAGGGUUGCCCCGUUUGUCGUCUGUGUUAUGUAGAUUGGAAAAGCUGUAACCUGGGGCUUCCUGAAUACCGGUUCAUCGCCCGCCUCAGACCCAAUUGUCUGCCUAUCUUCCCGUCCACAGGUGAGGCCAAAGCCAAACACUACGCCUUCAGUCCUGUUGCUGCCUCAUCCCAUGGUGCGCAGGCAGCGUCGCGUCGCACGUACACACGAACCCAGCACAGGUGCGCAUGCACCCAGAUGAUGCGACCCCCUUCAUGAUGGCGGCAUCAACAGUGGCGCCGUACACGCAGUCAGUCAGCCGUCCGGCUUAUGGUAUGUUUUCCAAACACAUUUCUCCUCCACCGUUACGCCGAUUUGAAAGCUAUAGUCGCCUCUGUACUUUCGGGGCCGUCCCUGGACAAAUUAGAGGUAGCAAAAGGCCCCGGGACCGGCCACAGCUCUAAGGAUUUGAGAUACCAUCGACGAUGUGACCCUCACCGUUAAUCCUGACGCUAAAGAACUAGGUACAAGAGGGAUUUAUCUUUCUUUAUUUCUUCCUUCCCUCAUCCCCUCUCCUGCUCCUUUAAGCUCAUUAAGUUUUGUCAUUGAUCCUUGCUAAUUACUGUUUUAGUGCUUCGCUUCACUAAACUGGCAGAUGUUUGGCUAAGAGGUGAUAUACUAAGCAGUGGCAAAUUCACGUACGCUCUAGAUUCGUACGUUGGUUGCAGAUCUGCAGAUACUAGGUCAAUUAACGGUCAACACCAAAGAUGUGCCGAAACUGGAGUCAUUCACGUCAAUGCUUUGCGGAUUUCGGCGAAGUAGAGACAGAAGUAGGUAACCCCGUCUUACAGGUGGUCUUGCGCUAGAUUCAAAGGGACUAAGAUUAGGGUCAGGACACGGGAAUAGGUAGUCCCCCCUCUGGAAUUUAGCGUAGGACCACCUGUAAUACGGGAGGCGAUACCUAUUCCCGCGUACAAACUUCGACUACUUCGCCUCAUUUAAAGUCACUGGGGCCAACAGUUAUCAAGGACAUCGAAGACCCCUCUUGCUGUCAAGUGACUGUCCCUCAUCCUCGGUGACCAGAUGCCAUCAACCUGCCAAAACAUAAAGGCCAGUGCCAUUGUCGAAGUCUUACGCAGUCACUGGGUCACAAUCUUCGACGUCCAUUUCACCAUUGCGACUAACUGCAACACCCAGUCCGGUUUCUUCCAAUCUCUCCCAAACCUUUUAGGCUGCACCCAGAUCCUGACAGCGGCUUAUCAACUCCGUACCGAUGAGGUGGUGGAGUGGUUUUACUACCAGAUGAAACUGCUCUACGUGACGUGGGAGAUACUGGGCAACAGACUAGUCACCUUCCCAUGAUUUUUCAUUGCAGUCAAUAAACCCGGGCAGUUCGACUUUACCCACUUCUCUGUUGGGCCGGUGUUUAGCAAUACGACCUGCUUCCCAGGGACGAGUUUCUACAAUAGCUCCCUGUGCGAAUGGAGACCCCGACCACUUUCUUCAGGGCUCUCGUCAAUUUAUGCAGACUAUCUUCCUACUUCCUCUCCAAUCUGUCUCUCAGCCUUGUCUGGCCAAAUGCAUGGUGAUUUGCAUUUUCGAUGCCAGUUACUCCAAUCACCACGAGAUGUGGCCUUCCGGGUUGGUUCUCGGGCAAGAAACGUCUUUCUCAAUUUGCAGAAUGAUGAGGAGAAUACUGUUGGCGUAGAAAGCCUGAAAACUGCCGCCCGACUCACUCAGGACGUGUUUUUGCGGUUCUGUGACGACGUGUUCUUUACUGAAUUCUCCGCGCCGCCAAGACCAUAGCCGUGCCAUUUCGAACCGCUCAUCUUGUAGUGCGCAAUAUUCGUCCAUCAGUCAUCAUUCGUGCGUCCACUAGUUAGCGAAACCAGUGCGCUAGGAUUUAACAACAAUCUCUCACAUGGAAUGGACACGCUCAACGGACUGAUGCAUAAAAACUGCUCAGGUUUUCCUCCCUGAAGGGCGUAGUUUCGAUCUAAAAGUAUCUUACCAACCGUGUCUCUCUGACCUGGGAUUCAGGAAUCUUGUGAUUCUUUACCAUCCAACUUGACAGUAUUCUGUCCCCUACUCCUCCCGCGACCCCCUCCCUUCCACAUAAUCACAGGCAGAAACUCUCUUUGCACACACGUUAUCAAGCUAAACUUCCCAUAUUACCCUGUCCGCUCAAGUGGAAGUUGAUGAAAUCCUCAUUUUCCCGACCGUUCUAUACCUCUGAUUUGCCGACAUAAGCUAAAUAAUCGGCGUAGUUCGAACUGACUUCAGUCUAGAAGAGAGCGGUACUGCGGUGACCCAUUUUCCCCAGCGUUAUAUGGCCCCACUUUUAGUAUGCGCAUUCCUCCUACGUACGCCAAACUGUCAGCCCUGACAGCUCGGCGCGACCUUGACGAGUUACUGUGUUAGUCAGACCCGACUGAUCUUACAACUGAUAUACGGUCGCGCCCUCUGCCCACAAAAAUAUUUAUUCUUUCUGCUUUUGUCUUGUCACCUUGAUGCUGCCAUGGCUUACAACUCCCCCAAUAUGCCCAUUCUGAACACGUGCGAUGAAAGCAGCAGCGGAAUGUGCUACUCCCAGAUUUACCUCUUACAGGUAGAGAAAAGAUCACAUGGAAGAGCCAAUUGGGCUGAUGAGUGGUGAGACAGAGGCCACCGUGAUGAGCGUCAGCGCCCUAACUACCUCUGCUCUGUAUAGGUCCACCAAAACGAAUUCAGCCGAGACACUGAUGUAACUGCUGGAUGCAAACGGAAUUUAGAUUACAGGAAAGCAUGCUUUUAGAAAAUAGCUGCGUUCCGGUGCUACCGUUCACCUGCGGGCAUAAUAAUCCUAUCGCAAUUUUAGCCCUGUUAUGUAAAACGGUGUAUUUGCCAGGGCAUCUAACUUACAGUUCAUAAAACGACUGAAUAGGAAGCAACUGAUACAAAUACCAACACGCAGCGCACGAAGAAGGCCACUCAGGCACUGCGCUUCAGGGCCAAAGCAAGGCAAGGACAUCGAAUGAAACAGUAGUAGUUGCGGAACUGAACCCUGUAGGAAAGGUCGACUACAUGAAGAUCGGGAUAUAUUGUACGCUUGGUAGUUAAAUGCAAUAGAAACGGUUGCUGUGUACCAUGGGAAGAUCACCGACUGAAAAGAAACCUGAGACAACAAGAAUAAUUGGAGAAUAUAAAAGAACAUUUCGGCUGUUUGUAGGAGCCAACCGCCCCCACGUCACUAUUUCGAGUUGUUGGCCAUAGAUGAAGUUCGAAAAGUGUUUCCAAUAGAUAUGAGGUUUACUGGAAGGUCGAUUUCUAGCUUACUGUUCUUAGUCACCCACGCUCCAACCUUAGUCCGGAUGCGGUCGGUGAUUGUAUCAGACGCGCGAGCAUUUAUCUACGGGCUCAGAUCCUAGAGGUCGCGACCGAAUAUAUUUAGAGUCAUAUUGUAGCGGUCAAAGACGUUAACGGUAGCACACAAGGGGUAACGUGGAGCUUUAUAUAGAAUUCCUGGCUAAUCUGACCUGAAGAGAGUUGUGAAACAGGUCAUUGCAGCGCUGUCGGCAACUGCGGGUGGGGCCGUGGAAAGUGCCGACGUAGAGCGGGAGUACGGUACGGUAACGACGGUAACAGCGGGAGAAGGGUCGGCGGGGACGUGAGGACGAAACACUGGCUACCUUCGCCGAUACGCGGUCACAUCAUCUUCAUCCUGGAUCCGCGCCCCAAAAGUGUCACAGCAUUCAAACAACACUGUUCAGUUCAAGUGACGUUACAAUAUGGGGCCAGCGUUUAUCGGUUUAUUCUGAUUGCAGGACGUGGGUGUUCGGAUUCAAGCUCUAUGUUUUCCCGGCGUGUGGCUGUUCUAUGACAGCCUGCAAGCCAGAAUUGACAAUUAGAAUCUCCCAUGCGUUUGUCGAGAGCACUUCUCAAUUUCUGAUUGCUCGCCGCUGGAUGACUGCCCAUAAGGGCUCUAGAUCACUGUUCUAUCCUAAAACCGAACCCCUCGUCCUAAAAUCAGAACAGGUGAAUCAACACCACUAACACCUGCCGUUAAGGUUAAUUUCCUCAAGAACCGACGAACUAAUGAAGUCUUAAUGACACUCGUUUUCAGGACGGCCACCGGCAACUGAUGUCGCAUUUUCCACCUUUUCUGGUGGAGCAGCAGUGCUUUGAGAAUUUCUCAACCCAUAUUCUAACUCUCUGCAGAAACGAAAUUGGGAAGACAUUUGACAGAGGCGAAACACAGAAAGUGGAGAGGGACGCCAAACAGCCCACAAGUUCUCCACUAAACAAGCUGACUCAAGCGGUGGGCAAAUCAAUGGGGAUAAUCCUCAUCCAUUGCUCCCGCCCAAACCUGAAGAAGGACCACCGGCUAAUUAAUGUCAAUGUCUGCAUUGAACAGAAAAAUUGUCCUGAAGUGUAUCAGCAGCAAUAUCCACGAGGAACCUGUUCAAUGAAUGAUUUUGCUGUUUCGGAUUCCUCGAAGGCGGCACCUGGUCAGGUGUUGCGCUACGCAAAAUGACUGAGAAGGCACCUUUGCCGCCUCGGUCGCAGGACCGUCUCAUGUUCUUCAAGCAUAAUCAGUCCCCUUACAAUUAAUCUUAAAGUCCGGCAAGGAAGUUCUGUGUCCAUUUAAAACUCCAUCAGAGUUUUUGUGACAAUAUCUUUAAAGUCAGAGGGCAUCUCCACUAGUCUUUUACCUAGUGGUCUGACAAUUGGACAUCAGGUACGUUCUCAGAAUAAUUUCAGAGAAAAGAUAAGGUAGGAAAAUCAUUUGUGUCAUGGGUCAGACGACGAAAUUUGAGUCUUGCCAUUCCAAACUGUGAAGCAGGCGCCCUAUCUACAAGUACCCACGAGACAGUAAUUUAACCACAACCAGUCGCCUUCAGGCCAAAUAAUAACAUUUAUUCCAGCCAAAAAUCCUUAUUAAUUUAGUGUAGUCACCACCUGACAUGCAGACAGCACACUCGCCUCGUAGAACGAGUCCUGAACCAGCCAAAGAUAACCCUAUAUGGGUAAAAUAAACCGGCAGUUUAUAUCCCUCCGGAGGAAUGCUAGGAGAAUAAGAGACUGAGAACAGCUGAGGAAGACUGCGACUAAAGUACACUGACACAACUAGCUUUCCAAACACUGAACGCCUGGACUGUUAGAACGAUUUAGUCGCAGAAUCAUCGUCGCCCGGCGAUAAGGACACCGCAAUUUACCUGCUAAUGAGCAAGCGGACUCAUUAUCGGCAGCCCCGGUGGCCAUUUAAAUGAGGCACUUGAGGAAACUCCCUCAGCGUGCAAUGUGCUACGCGAAUGGUCAACUCAGACGAUGUGACCGUCUACAAAAAGUCUGCAGCAAGCGAGAAAGCAAUAAAGGUCAAGAAGACUCUUAUAAAUACUGGAAAGUGCUCCUUUGCGGACCACUUGAUAAACGCCAAGCAUACUUCCGCAGUUGGCAAAAUGGAACAGGUAGUGUCAGAAAAAAUACCUGACGGUUACUGUGCUCGUUUUGCGCUAACUUUAAACGCUGGCCACAAUGUCUGAUGACACGCUAUAGCAAGGCUGCGCGGAGUUCAUGUAAGCUAUUAGCUACUGCUCUAAGUGCGUGUAGUACAAGUUAGGAGGCUCACGCCAUUUCAACCACUCCACCCAGUCGAAUAUCCCGUCAGCCCUAGUCGGAUUGGUCUCAUGUGCUUGGGAGGCGUGAGAGAGAGAGAGAGGUCGAUCUCGUAAGAAUCCAGUUCUUAGUUUCCUCACUAGGAAAAAGCGAGCACCUUUGAAACUACAAGGACGCGCUAAGAUACGUUUGGAAAACGGAGGAUGUGUUUUUUUCGGAAUACCCUCGCACAAUUCGCAUGCCAGCGAUGAACCAGAAUAUGCAACAAGUGGAUUCUGAUAAGCAACAUAAACGAGCAGUUUAGCGAAACCUUCCGAAUACCAGUGGUGUCGAGCAAUCACUCACUACUCUACAGUUGGUCAGGUCGCCGACGCCACCCACGUUUAAAAAGACCACUCGUUACGCCUCCGCCAGCAAAAGAAAUCCCCACACAAUCGCACCCCACGUUUAUCAUUCAGUCAUGUGAAAUUGCUCUCAUUCGUUCAAAGCUGAAGAUGAGAUUGUUGAUGUUCAAAUGGGAUGUCUGUUCAGCUGUUAACACGCAAGCACCUGACAGGACUUCGAGGUUAGAUGAAAGUAUAGGUCCAGGAAAUGUGACGGCUAAGUUAUCAACCAGAUACGAAAGACUAAAAAAAACAAAGAAAAACGGCCUAAUACUAUGCUGUCGCUGAAUCUCCAGUAGAAAAUGCGUGGAAGCGUUUAGAACAAUAGUAAAUGCAUCGGGGAGGUUUUCCUGCCAGUGGGCAAGUUUUACCGUUCGGGUCUGGGUGCAAAAGUAAAGGCCAAUCAGCGCACAGAUAAUGGAACAAAUGGCGACAAAAUAGCCGUGGCGGUAGUGUUCACCUUAGGCAGAAGAACACCGCUGCAGUUCCUUUGUGUAUGAAAAUGUGUCGGAGGGAGGGCAUUCCGAGGAAUAUAAUUUGGAGUCAAGUACGUCCUUUGGGAACAGUAGGAAACGUUAAUGGGUAAAUUUUGGACACUGGCUCCCCAGGUCGCCGUCAGACGUUGAGUAGACGGACAAAAAACAGUUUAUAUUUCAAACGUGCUUUGAAAAACAUCGAUGCUUGUUCGCUGUUUGCGCCAGUAAGCGGCAGCCGUGUGCGUCAUUACGUAUCAAUUGGUUCUCAUCUCUUCCACUUUCCCUGAGAUUCCUGUACUCAAUAUGUCGAUGUAUGCAUGACACAUCUGAGUGCACGGCUUCGGGAAAUUCUCUGCCUUUUCUGGUGGGACAGAUGCCGACAAUACGAGUUUUGUCCCAGGCGGUGUGCUAGUAUGUAGGUUAUGCAUGGAUGUGUAGGGGUGUCCAUAAGUGAGUUCACGAGACGGUUGUAAUAGGCCGCUCACUGGCCUACAGGUGCAGACUACGUCUCGAGUCCAUUUUUUGGCACCUAAAUCUCAAAUGUGGUCCCUCGAGGCUAAGCUCUGCCCAGCGGCCACAGCCCGGUAACCGCCUCGACCGGUGGGCUAAACCAGGUGAGGGUAUCCGUGUGGACAUCUGCACGCACGGUAAUGUGGACUCUGCUAGCCGGAUGGAUCUUCUCAUCGACACCGUCGAGACGAGGCUCCGUCUGGUACACCGUAGAAGGCCACAAGCUUACAGCUAUGUCGUAGACAGUCCCAGGUUAACUCGGGUCGCUCUCCCACUAACCCAAGACUUGGCCCAUAUUGGAGUUCGGCAGCGCCUAACAUUACCGAGUAGCCCUACUUAGAGAUAGCACUGCUCACCCCCACGAGAGGUAGGGGGCUAGAAAAGGUGCCCUAAAAUUGCUGGGAACCACGUUGUCUGUAGGCUGACCGUGGCCGCAGACAAGAAACACACGGUCGAAACAGUCAAAAUCGAAACAACACCCAUUUCGCUCUUCCUCGUCCUGCCCAUUCUCCUUCUUCCCCUCCUCCUCCUUUUCGCCGCCGCAAUCGCCAGACUGGCAGGGUAAGUCCGCUCACUCUGGCAGCCUGGAAUGCUCAUUCCUUUUUAGACAAUCCGAGGAGCAACCGACUGGAAUGGAGGACAGCGCUAGUGGCUCGGGAACUGGUGCGAUGCAAGCUGGACAUCGCCGCACUGAGCAAGACCCGGUUCUCUGUAAAAGGCCAACUGCAGGAGGUGGGUGCCGGCUACACCUUCUAGAGCGGUCGCCCCAGGGUAGAGCGACGGACCGCGGGUGUCGCCCCUGCCAGCCGGAACGAUAUCGUAGGAUGCCUGCGUUGCCUGUUGCAGGGCAUUAAAGAUCACACGAUAAGCCUCCGCCUGCCUCUUCGGGGAGGCAAAUUCGCCACCAUCAUCAGCGCUUACGCUCCGCCGAUGACCAGUCCUGACGCCACAAGGGACAACUUCUACGACGACCUGAAUGCCCUCCUGGCGACUGCGUCGAAGGCGGAUAAGUUGAUUGUCCUUGGUGACUUAGACGCCCACGUCGGCACCGAGCAAAAUGCCCGGGGAGGAGUGCUGGGUCUCCAUGGUCUCAACGACUCAAAUGACAACGGUCUGCUGAUUCUCCACACUUGCGGCGAACACCGCCUAAUCCUGACGAAAACCUUCUUCUAUCUGCCGGAGCGAGAGAAGACCACCCGUAGGCAUCCUCGGUCGCGUCAGUGGCACCUGUUGGACUAUGUCCUCGUCCGGGGGCGAGGUCAGCGGGACGUGCUGUUGACCAAGGCGAUCUCGAGUGCCGACAGGUGGAUCGACCAUCGCCUCGUCAUCUCGCAGAUGCGGAUUCGCCUACAGCCUCGCAGGAGACCACAAGGUAAGCGACUCCCAGGUAUGCUGAAUAUUGCCUUGUUGUCUUUGCCCGCUCACCAUCUCCAUUUCGGCAACGAGCUUGCUCAACGGCUAGACAACCUUCCGGUCGUUUCCGCUGCCGCCGCUGAUGAAAAAGCCUCCACGGAGUACCGAUGGUGCCAAUUGCCGGGCCACAGUCCGGUCGACAGCUCUGGCUGUCCUCGGUCGCGUACGUCGCCAGCGCCAGGACAGGUCUGAUGACAUCGACGUCGCCAUUAACAACCUGCUCGUCGAGAAGAGCCGCCUGCACAAAGCCUACGUCGACUGUCCCACCGAUGACAACAGAGCUGCCUUCUACCGUAGUCGCCGCCUCCUCUAACGGCGGCUUCGCGAGAUACAGGACGUCUGGACGGCUCGCAAGACUGAGGAGAUCCAAGGGAAUGCGGACCGCAACGAAUGGAAGAACUUCUUUUCCGCAGUAAAGACUGUAUACGGUCCGCCAACCAAAGGUACUGUUACUCUCUUCAACGCCGACGGCAGUACCCUACUCACCGAGAAGACACAAAUCCUACAGCGAUGGGCCGAGCACAUCCGAGACUUCCUCAUGCGUCCCCCCAUCAUCUCCGACGCUGCCAUAGCCCGUCUGCCGCAAGUGGCGACCAACGUCGACAACGACCUCCCACCCUCUCUCCACAAAGCCAUCAGAGCCAUGCAGCAGCUCUCCAUCGCGAAAGCACCCGGAUCUGACGCGAUCCCUGCUGAGGUCUACAAACACGGCGGCCCCCAACUCAUGAAUCAUUUGACUGCGCUCUUCCAGGAGAUUUGGCCUCAAGGAGAAGUCCAUCAGGAUUUCAAAGACGUCACAAUCGUACACCUAUACAAACGAAAAAGAAACCACCAGCUCUGUGACAAUCAUCGAGGAAUCUCCUUGCUGAAUAUCGUUCGGAAAAUCUUCGCUUGCGUCCUUCUCAGUCGUCUGAACAACCAUCUAGAACAAGCUCUUCUGCCGGAAAGCCAGUACGGCUUCCGCCGUCAUCGUGGGACCACGGACAUGAUCUUCGCCGCCCGUCAGCUUCAGGAGAAGUGCCAGGAGAUGCGGACCCACCUGUACUCUACCUUCGUGGAUCUGACGAAAGCCUUCGACACGGUGAAUCGUGAUGGACUGCUGAAAUUCAGGCAGAAGUUCGGCUGUCACGAGUGGUUCAUUCAGAUGGUGAGUCAGCUCCACGAUGACAUGAUGGCGCGCGUCAUGGACAAUGGAGCUGUCUCAGAGACAUUCGCAGUGACCAACGGAGUGAAGCAGGGAUGCGUGCUGGCGCCUACCCUCUUCAGUCUUAUAUUCUCUGCCAUGCUGAUGGACGCCCACCGUGACGAACGCCCUGGCAUCUGCAUCGCCUACAGGACGGACGGUCACCUCCUCAACCGCAGGCAGGUGCACCUCCAGUCGCGCAUAUCCACAACCACCGUCCAUGAACUUCUGUUCGCCGAUGACUGCGCCCUCAACGCCACCAUGGCAGGGGACAUGUGA